Molecule: messenger RNA, 1904 nt
Organism: Fukomys damarensis (Damara mole-rat)
Lineage: Eukaryota; Metazoa; Chordata; Mammalia; Rodentia; Bathyergidae
Product: voltage-dependent calcium channel beta subunit-associated regulatory protein
Biological process (GO): negative regulation of calcium ion-dependent exocytosis; negative regulation of voltage-gated calcium channel activity
Cellular component (GO): secretory granule; plasma membrane
Molecular function (GO): transmembrane transporter binding
Source: RefSeq, a predicted model, not a curated record
GAGGGGUUCCUGGCACGGCCGCGGCAAGUGCCUUUGCGUCCCAUCCACGGACAGGGACACCUGACUGGGGCUGCCAAUCCCUCUGUCUGAGGCACCGUAAGGGCGUCUGGGAUCUUGCCUGAGUGCUACCCGGUUUCACGCUCCCGGUUUCCCUAGGUGGGCUUUCCCUUUCCUGGGCAGGGCUUCUCCCAGGCCCCACUACCUUGCUGGGCCGGCCACACCGGCCAGGGAGGCAUUUGUGAUCCGCACGCACGCACACCCACACAUGUAUAACGUCUGUCCAGGAGCAAAGAUGGUGAAACCGAGGUCCUCAGGGAGAAGCCCCCACCUCCCUGAGCCCGGUGCACGCUCUGCGCAGGUCGUCGGGGGCUGCUGCAGAGCCCUGCUCCUCCUGUCCAUGACUCACCGCCCUGUGUGGGCUCCUGCUCCCAGCAGGGACAAGAGGGGCUCAUUUCUAGUAGCUCCCGUGAGGCUGAAGCUGAGCAGUCCGUUUUCCCCUCCCCCAGCCUUAAGAUGCAGCCCACCGCCACCAUGGCCACCGCAGCCACCACCGCCACAGUUACCCUGACAACAUCGUGGGACAAUGCCACCAACCGUCCCACGGCUCAGCCUGAUCCCAUCCUGGACAACUAUGUGCUGCUGGUGGUGGUGAUGUCACUCUUCAUUGGAGGCACGUUGGUGGUGCUGUCGGGGGUCCUGCUCCUGUGCAAACGCUGCUGGGAAGUCCAUCAGCGCUUCAACAGGGCCAUGGAAGAAGCAGAGAAGACCACCACCACCUACCUGGACAACGGCACCCAUCCCGCCCAAGACCCUGAGUUCAGGGGCGAGGACCCCGAGGGCCAAGAUGUGGAGACCGAGCGCUUCCUGUCUACCAGUUCCACUGGCCGCCGGGUCUCCUUCAACGAGGCCGCCCUGUUUGAGCAGAGCCGGAAGGCUCAAGACAAGGGCCGCAGGUAUACCCUGACUGAGGGGGACUUCCACCAUCUGAAGAACUCCCGCCUCACCCACCUGCACCUGCCACCCCUCAAGAUAGUCACUAUCCACGAGUGUGACUUGGGCGAGGCCAGCUCAGCUGCCACGCCCCACCCGGCUACCACUCCUAAGGACAGCCUGGCCAUCUUCCAGCCCCCGGGGAAGGCCCUCACCGGCCGCUCUGUGGGCCCCAGCUCCGCCCUGCCAGGUGACCCCUACAACUCAGCUGCUGGCGCCACUGACUUCUCAGAGAUCAGCCCCUCAGCGUCCAGCGACUCCGGGGAGAGUGCUUCGUUGGAUACAGGUGCCAAGAAUGCCAAGGCUGGUGGGCCCGGGACCUCGGCAGUGCCUGGGGAAGUGGGGGCAGGCUCCGGGGCAGGCACUGUCCUGCAGUUCCUCACCCGCCUGCGCCGCCAUGCCAGCCUGGAUGGGGCCAGCCCCUACUUCAAGGUCAAGAAAUGGAAGCUGGAGCCCAGCCAGCGGGCAUCCAGUCUGGACACAAGAGGUUCCCCCAAACGCCACCACUUCCAGCGGCAGCGGGCAGCCAGUGAGAGCAUGGACCAGGAUGAGGGGGACGCCCCCCACGCAGACUUCAUCCAGUACAUCGCCCGUGCUGGUGACGCUGUGGCCUUCCCACCCCCCCGCCCCUUUCUGGCCAGCCCCACCAGUCCGCCCCCCGCUCUCGGCAGGUAUUUUUCAGUAGAUAGAGGUGCUAGGGGUGGACCUGUGGGCCCCUGCCGCUCCAUCCCCACUAUGUGGCCCAGGGAGCACCCUUCUGGCCCCAUGGACACGCACACACGUCCCCCGACAAGGACCGGAGGAGGGAGGGAGGGAGAGACUGGGUAAGGGCAGGGGAGCAGGUGUGGCUCCAGAGGAUGGACCCAGGGUCCCCAAGAAGGGCCACCGUGGACUUGUGUCCACCCUAGUACUGC